GAUUGAUACUUCAGCUCGUCUCGUCUUUUACAGUCAGAUGGAGAGUUUGGAAAAAAAGAGUCAGUUCCUUGAUUUGCAGACAGAGAGCAACAUGGAACAGCCAUUUACUGUUAGCUCCCUGAAAAAGCUAGUAGCUAUUCCUGACCAUACAGACAUCUCUGUGACCCCAGAGGAGAGAGUACGUGCCUUGAGCAAACUUGGCAGCAAUAUCACAAUCAAUGAAGAUAUCACUCCCCGUCGUUACUUUAGAUCUGGAAUUGAGAUGGAACGAAUGGCAUCCAUAUAUCUGGAGGAAGGCAACCUGGAAAAUGCUUUUGUCUUUUAUAAUAAGUUCAUAACCUUGUUUGUAGAAAAGCUGCCCAGUCACCGAGACUAUCACCAAUGUGCAGUACCGGAAAAACAAGAUAUUUUUAAGAAAUUGAAGGAAGUUGCAUUCCCAAGGACAGAUGAAUUGAAGAAGGAUCUUUUAAAAAAAUAUAACUUAGAAUAUCAAGAAUAUAUGCAAAACAAAAACAAAUGUAAAGCUGAAUUUCUGAGGAAAUUGGAGCAGCAACGGCUAAUAGAGGCAGAGAAGAAACGAAUCGCACAUAUGCGGCAACAGCAGCUUGAAUCCGAACAGUUCCAGUUCUUUGAGGAUCAACUUAAGAAGCAAGAAUUAGCUCGAGAUCAGAAAAUUAAAGAGACCAUGGUUAUGUCUGAACAGAUAGAUGGAAGCAUGCUGUCCUGUAUUUCUGCACCUCAGAACAGUUCUUUAUCUAACACAUUGAUUGAGAAAAAAGAGAUGAGUAGCACAUCAGGCUGUGCUGGACAUUCACCUGCACUAAAUCAGGCCCUAAAGCCAGCAGCUGCUUUAAGUGCUGUUCAGACUCAAUUGGCUGAAGCACUCAGAGGUGUAAUUUUACCCAGGGAUCUCUGUCACAAAUUUCUGCUGCUAGCAGAGACAAAUACAGUGAGAGGAAUAGAGACAUGCGGAAUUCUCUGUGGAAAACUGACACACAAUCAAUUUACUAUUACCCAUGUAGUAGUGCCAAAGCAGUCUGCAGGUCCAGACUACUGCGACAUGGAGAAUGUGGAAGAAUUAUUUGGUGUUCAGGACCAGUAUGAUCUCCUUACUUUGGGGUGGAUCCAUACACAUCCAACACAAACUGCAUUCUUAUCCAGUGUCGAUCUUCAUACUCAUUGUUCUUAUCAGCUAAUGUUACCAGAGGCCAUUGCAAUUGUUUGUUCACCAAAGCAUAAUGACACUGGCAUCUUCAGACUUACUAACACUGGCAUGCUUGAAGUUUCUGCUUGUAAAAAGAAGGGAUUUCACCCACAUACAAAGGAGCCUAGGCUAUUUAAUCCAUGCACGCAUGUGGUCGGGAAAGACAUCAAGAUAAUUGUGCUGGAUCUGAGGUGAUACAGAUGGACAAUAGUGGCCACUACUAGGUGAGUGGCCAAAAAUUAAAAAAUGGCUUCCAGUUUUCAUAUGUUUUCAGAAAUGACUUUUAUAUUUAUACAUUUUGGAUUGAAUGUUUGAUAUUUAUUGACCAUUUUGGAGUUACUUUGUUGCUCUGUCAAGAUGGAGUUCAGUGACAGCCCUGCAACUCUAAAUGUAUCUCAAUAAUACAACAGCACAAUAAAAUGAACAUCACACAACUGUAA
Messenger RNA from Tinamus guttatus (white-throated tinamou), 1644 nucleotides. RefSeq names its product STAM binding protein like 1 (gene STAMBPL1). Gene Ontology annotation, cellular component: endosome; membrane. The record is from RefSeq and is a predicted model, not a curated record. Lineage: Eukaryota; Metazoa; Chordata; Aves; Tinamiformes; Tinamidae. Gene Ontology annotation, molecular function: protein binding; metal-dependent deubiquitinase activity; K63-linked deubiquitinase activity. Gene Ontology annotation, biological process: protein K63-linked deubiquitination.